UCAAAUUAGUUUCCUGUUUUCUUCUGUUUGGGCAGAUACGCUUGACAUGGAGCGACAUCGUACCAGUGUGCCGAGGACCCCCCUCAACAGUAUUGCAGUUCAGAGGAGGAGCAGAAGUAAAAGCUACCGGCUGUCUUCUUCACGCCUCGGCUUAACUCCAGCAUUGACGGCACGGAGGCUCAACACCAGCAGAAAGGCUCCAAAGUUACAAAACAUCACUGAGAAAGUGAAUGUGGAGCAGCUGGCCUUACUGGUGAAAACAGAGUGGCGUCUGUCGUAUGUGACUCCUCUCUAUCAGUUCAGACACACUCAGCUGCAGAGCUACUCCAGGCAGCUCUCAGCCUUUAUUGCUGCAGAGAAGCAGCGAGGUUUGGCAGUGGAGGUGGAAGCAGCGCAGAACACCUUCAGAGCCUGUUUCUCCGUGGUGCAGGGGAUGACCGAGUUGGAGAAUGAUGCUGAAACUGUCCUCAUACAGAUCCACUCAAAGCCUUUAUUUGGCAGGCAGGACGAACCACAGAAGCCAAUAUGGAGCGGCUGGCUGACCUGCAUCAACGGCAACCCAGAGUACCUGCGCUCACUUCCAAAGGACUUCAUCUGUCUGCCGCUGUUCGGCAGCAGCGGGGCCGAGGGUCUCACUACUUUGGUCAAAUCCUGGUUCCAGCAAUCCUUCGACUGCUGCUUCGGCCCUCUGGAAAUCAGCCAAACCAGCCUGAACUGGCUGAUGGUGUUAUGGACUAACUGCCACAACGACUCCAACAUCCAGCACCUCAAAAUGAUUUGGGAAAUACCAGCUGUGCCGCCGCUGCAGGUCACCUACACAGUAAAUCCUGAAGAUGCCUGGGACCUGUGGAGCAGUGUGAGGAAAGGCAAGGAAGGCGAGGAGGAGACGGAUGAGGAUAGUAUCGACAUUGAGGAGGUGAUGAGAUUCGUGCAGGGGCUGAAGAGCCACUUCUACAGACACUUCAGACUGGAUCUGUCAGCAGGCAGCCUGAGCCAGGUCACCACAGCUCUGGGCUCAGCCAAGUCAGGCGGCAGGAUCAAGAUCUCCAAUAGCAGAUACAUGAUCGCCAUCCUGGCAUUACUGACGGAGUGCGCCCUCCUCAAAAUGCCCAUCUGAGUAACAGUUUAACACCACUAGGAAAUAAUAAUGCAGCAAUACUGCAAUGAAAACAGUUACUUUAUAGAAAGAGUGAAAAUGUUCCUCAACUUUUUUACAUUUUUUUUAUAUUUAAGCACACCAAACGAGAAUUAUUUUCAAAAAAUUUCUAAACACAAUAAUAGCACAGCAGUUAUAUUCUGGUUGUUCUUACACUCAUUUUCCUGCAUUAAUAGUUAAUAAAUACAGGACAUCUUGUGGUUCUAAUUAUGAAGUGUUGAGGAAUAUUUUCCUAGUUUACAAUCCUGUGUACUGGCAACCAUGUGUAGGUUCCACCUCUUAUGUAAAUACUAUAUAUUCUUGUCCAGUUUUUUAUGUUUUUUUUUGUCAUUUAUAGCUGUAAAUAAAAGCAAUAAAAGGAAGUGUGGCUGCUG
This is a messenger RNA of Centropristis striata (black sea bass), 1530 nucleotides long. RefSeq names its product centromere protein L (gene cenpl). The transcript is spliced from 5 exons. The record is from RefSeq and is a predicted model, not a curated record. Lineage: Eukaryota; Metazoa; Chordata; Actinopteri; Perciformes; Serranidae. Bases 47 to 1117 code for a protein of 356 amino acids.